AUGGAUAAACUAAAAACAGUGUAUGUGGACUCUGCAUUUAGCAUAAUUAAAGGGGCUUUAUGUAUCAUUUUGCAGAUUCCCACAAGCAGAACAACUGAAAGCAUAAAAAGGAAGCCAAACAACUUGGGCAUACUGACAGUAAAUCGUAUCGCAGUAGAACCAACAAUAAAUCAGUACGAUGACAUAAAAAAGCUUAUAAGAAAUAAAAUUCAGGAAGAGGUGCCUUUUUACAAUUACUGCAUCGAUCGAAGGUUUGCGGAAAAGUUUUAUGGGGAUUGUAUUUACGAUAAUUUCGGAUUAGCAAAGGAUAUCAACGAAAUAAAUUUAAUAAUUUUAGAAGAGUGGAAUAUCAAUUGUAAUAGAAAUAGAGUUUUAAAGCAUACAGGAUUGAUAAAAGAUAUUGAAGUAAGUAAAUUUAAAUAUUUGAAUAAUAAGGAAUCGUUGGAAGUGCAUUUUUCUGUUAAUCCGAAGUAUACAUUUGAAGAGUUAAGUGCCAUUUACAAAGAUGAGAGAGGACUACACAAUUUUUUGUUGUGCCCUGUGAUGAAGGUAAAUACUAGUUCUACGAAUGAGGAUAAUAAUGGAGUAGGAGCAACGGAUAAGUGUGGGGUGAUUGGUGUGAAUGGGGUAACUGCCGCGAAUGCCAUAAAUGGCUUGAAUAAUUUGAACGAAUCCUCCGCGCAUAUAAGUGUAGAGGAGAUUUUUCCGAAAAAUAAAGUGCUACCCCCAUCAGGUGUCGAGAAUAUAAAUUUUGAUAGAUCUAAGGAGGUUACACCUUGGGACGUAAAUAUAAGUGAAGAAGGGAUAAAUUAUAGCAAACUGAUAAAGGACUUUGGGUGUUCAAAUAUUACAGAAAAUCAUAUUAAAAGAAUUGAACAGUUAACUAAUAAAAAAGCACAUCAUUUUAUUAGAAGAGGAAUUUUUUUUAGUCAUAGAGAUUUAGAUUUCUUAUUAAAUUAUUAUGAAAAGAAUAAAUGCUUUUACAUAUAUACUGGUAGAGGUCCUUCCUCUUUAUCUAUGCAUUUAGGUCAUUUAAUACCAUUUUAUUUUUGUAAAUAUUUACAAGAUGCAUUUAAUGUUCCUUUGGUUAUACAAAUCUCAGAUGAUGAAAAAUUUUUAUUUAAUCAAAAUUAUUCCUUAGAAUAUAUUAACAAACUAGCAUAUGAAAAUGUAAAAGAUAUAAUAGCAGUAGGUCUAAAUCCUGAUUUAACUUUUAUUUUUAAAAAUACUGAAUAUGCAGGUAAUUUAUAUCCUACUGUUUUAUUAAUUCAUAAAAAAACAACAUUAAAUCAAAGCAUGAAUGUUUUUGGUUUUAAUCAUAGUGAUAAUAUUGGAAAAAUAUCGUAUCCGUCUUUUCAAAUUGCUCCUUGUUUUUCUCAGUGCUUUCCAAAUUUUUUAGGCAAAAAUAUACCUUGCCUAGUCCCUCAAGGGAUUGAUCAGGAUCCCUACUUCCGACUAAGUAGAGAUAUUGCCGUGAAAUUAGCUUUACAUAAGCCCGUAGUCGUGCAUUCUGUUUUUAUGCCGGGUUUGCAUGGAGUUAACUCCAAAAUGAGCAGCACGAAGAAAAAGAAAGACGAAAAGGGUAAUAUAAACAAUAGUAGCAACAAGGGCAGCAAUAACAGUAACAACAAUAAUAGCACUAAUAGCAUUACUAAUAAUCCCAAGGAGGAACAACAUAAUAACAGUGUAAUAUUUUUAACUGAUUCACCUGAACAAGUCAGAAAUAAAAUUAACAAAUACGCCUUCAGUGGGGGAGGUGCUACUAUAGAGGAGCAUAGACAAAAAGGAGCAAAUUUAGAUAAGGAUAUUUCUUAUCAAUAUUUAAGGUACCUUCUAGAUGAUGAUGACCAGUUAAACGAAAUAGGUGAAAAAUAUAAAAAGGGGGAAAUGCUAAGUGGUGAAAUUAAAAAAAUACUCAUAGACGUUUUAACAGAUUUGAUACAAAAACAUCAACAGAGAAGGGCAUCCUUAAAAGACGAGGAAAUUUUAAAUUUUUUUAAUGAUAAUAAACCGGCUCUUAGGAAAUUCAAGGACAUGUAA
Messenger RNA from Plasmodium malariae, 2040 nucleotides. RefSeq names its product tryptophan--tRNA ligase, putative (gene WRS). Bases 1 to 2040 code for a protein of 679 amino acids. NCBI's taxonomy places the organism in Eukaryota, Apicomplexa, Aconoidasida, Haemosporida, Plasmodiidae. The transcript has 2 exons. Gene Ontology annotation, biological process: tryptophanyl-tRNA aminoacylation. Gene Ontology annotation, molecular function: ATP binding; tryptophan-tRNA ligase activity. The record is from RefSeq and is a predicted model, not a curated record. Gene Ontology annotation, cellular component: cytoplasm.